AUGGAUAACGAAGACCUUUAUGAUGAAUUUGGUAACCUUAUCGGUGAUCCAUUAGACUCAGAUGCCGAAUCACACUACAGUUCUGAUGAUAAUCGCAGUCAAGGAAUACCAGCUGGCAACGAAGAUGCUAUGGACGUAGAUGAGCAUACCCCAGAGACAGCUUCCCAAGCGAUCGUUUUACAUGAAGACAAGAAGCAUUACAGCACCUUAUCCGAAACCUUCGGUGCUGAUGUGGAAACCAUUGUCCAGACAUACGAUAACCAAUCUAUCUCAGAGCCUAUCGUUCAUCCCCAUAUCGAAAAGAGCUUCAAGGUCGAAGAGAAGAGUCUUCCAAGGGUGGCCUAUCCCCGUGACUACUUACUAUCUGUCUUGAAUACCGCCCCCCACAGAGUCAGAAACGUUGCGCUCGUGGGGAACCUUAACAGUGGUAAAACCACAUUCUUGGAUAUGUUGAUCUUGCAGACGCACAAGGAGUUGCAACUCUCGACUUGCUUGAAAAACUUCAAAUCUUUGAGAUACACAGACAACCACACGUUGGAGAUCGGCAGAGGCAUGACCCUAAAGGUAUCACCAGUCACCCUCUUGCUCCCCAAUCUAAAGGGUAACUCAUUGUGCGUCAACCUCUUGGAUACCCCGGGUCAUGUCAACUUCUAUGAUGAACUAGCAGUGGCGCAGCGGACGGUUGAUGUGUGCGUUGUGGUAAUAGACUUGGUGGAAGGUCUCACGGUGGGCACCAAGGUUGCCAUUGAAAACGCCUUGAAAAACAACUUGGAAUUGAAAUUGAUCUUGAACAAGAUUGAUCGAUUAGUUUUGGAGUUGAAGUUACCCCCGUCUGACGCCUACUUCAAAAUCAAGUACAUCGUGGAGCAGAUUAAUGAAUUUAUUGCGGACUCGUUGCGGUCUUCCCCACAGUCCCAGUACCCCUUCCCCGUCCGGUUGUCUCCAGAGUUGAACAAUGUCUGCUUUGCGUCCUCCACCUUGGAGUUCUGCUUCACCUUGAAAAGUUUCAUCAAGCUAUAUUUGGAGAAGUUCGAUCCUCAGGGAACAAAGAUCAAUAUUGACGAGUUUGCUGCCAGAUUAUGGGGCGACAUUUAUUACGACCCAUCAACAAACAAUUUCACUACUAAAAACAACUCUUCUUUGAGCUUGACCAGAUCUUUCAUCUACUUCAUUCUCACACCGUUAUACAAGCUUUUCACCCACGCCAUCGUUAUCAACAAGGACAGCUUGUCUCGGAUAUUGUACUCCAACUUUAACGUCACCUUGCCGAACGCCACGUACAAGUUGGACUCCCAGAUUUUGUUAAAGCAGGUGAUGAAGGCUGUUUUUGGCGAGAGCUUGGGGUUUGGUGACAUGUUACAGGCAUCUAUCUCACCUCUGGAGACAAACUCUCAGAGGGUGCAGAGCCAGCUCGGACUAGAGAGCGAUGGAGGCCCAACCUCGCCGUUGAUCGCACAUUUAACCAAGUUGGUUGAAACCUCCGACGGUGAGUCAUUCUUCGGCUUGGUUAGAAUUUAUUCGGGGGCAUUGAAGCUCAACUCUAAGAUUAAGAUUUUGGGAGAAAACUUCGAGGAAGAUGACGAAGACUUCCACGUGAUUACAGUGGAUGAAUUGUACUUGUCAGGUGGAAGAUACCGGGUACCUGUGGAUGAAUUAGGUCCCGGUGCCAUUGGGUUGAUUGGUAACGAAAGCUUACACACAUUGGUUAGUAAAUCCGCCACUAUUUAUGACGAUACCAUGAGCAUCCCACAUAAAAACUUUCCGUUGAUCGAUUACAUUGUUGAGCCCGUGUUCAAGGUCGCCAUUGAGCCUGCCAUUCCCUCGGAACUUCCAAAAUUAUUGUCAGGGUUGCGUUCCAUUAACAAAUCCUACCCCGGUGUGGAAAUCAAGGUGGAGGAAAACGGCGAGCAUGUGAUUUUUGGCUCCGGGGAGCUCUAUAUGGACUGCUUGUUGCAUGAUUUGCGUCAGUCAUUUACGGGGAUUGAAGUCAAAAUCAGCGAUCCAAUCACCCGCUUUAGCGAAUGCUGUGAGACUAUCUCCUUCACCAAGAUUAGCGUCGAGUCUACCAACGGGAAGAACCGAAUCUCUGUGGUUGCCGAGCCCUUGGACAACCCCAAGUUGGUUAAAGCCAUUGAGAACGGUCAAAUCAACCUUCUGAGGGGCUCCUCUAGGGCGCUUGUGAAGAUGCUCAGGCAAGAGUACGGUUUAGAUUCGUUGACUGCCAGGUCCAUUUGGUCGCUUGGACCAGACGAACGAAACUCACCAAACUUGUUACAGGAUGACACUUUGCCGCUGGACAAUCCCGAUGAAAAGGCUAGAUUGGUUUCCAUGAAAGACUCAAUCAAGCAGGGCUUCAAAUGGGCGACGCGUGAGGGUCCACUCUGUGACGAGCCGAUUCGUAACACAAAGUUUCGUAUCAUCGAUUGUGCCCUUAGUGACGACUUAAUGUCGAGAAGUACAUCCCAGAUCAUUCCGAUGUUGCGUAAAGCUUGUUACACGGCCUUCAUGACUGCCUCUCCGAGACUAUUGGAGCCUAUUUAUGCCAUUCAUGUUACGUGCACCCGAGCUGCGAUCAAGGUUGUGGGCCAAUUGGUGGAAAAGAGAAGAGGUUCGGUGUUGAAGGACUCCCCAAUUCCUGGAACUCAGUUGUAUAAUGUUUAUGGUAACGUUCCGGUUAUUGACUCGAUUGGGUUGGAAAGUGACAUUCGACUCGCUACUGGAGGGCAAGCUAUUGCCUUACUCGUGUUUGAAAAAUGGAGCGUGGUUCCCGGUGAUCCGAUGGACAAGACGUGUUUCAUCCCUCAAUUGAGACCAGCCCCCUAUAAAUCAUUAGCCAGAGACUUUGUCACCAAGACCAGAAAACGAAAGGGCUUGACCGGGGAACCAGGUUUGGAGAAGUACGUCGAGAGGGGUCUAGUUGAGAAAUUGAAGGAGAGUGGGUUGAUUCAAUGA
Molecule: messenger RNA, 2952 nt
Organism: Babjeviella inositovora NRRL Y-12698
Lineage: Eukaryota; Fungi; Ascomycota; Pichiomycetes; Serinales
Gene: SNU114
Product: U5 snRNP GTPase
Exons: 2
Coding region: 1-2952 (983 amino acids)
Biological process (GO): mRNA splicing, via spliceosome
Cellular component (GO): cytosol; U4/U6 x U5 tri-snRNP complex; U2-type catalytic step 2 spliceosome
Molecular function (GO): GTP binding; translation elongation factor activity; GTPase activity
Source: RefSeq, a predicted model, not a curated record